Messenger RNA from Physella acuta, 3416 nucleotides. Its product is annotated as paraplegin. Gene Ontology annotation, molecular function: ATP-dependent peptidase activity; metalloendopeptidase activity; ATP hydrolysis activity. Gene Ontology annotation, biological process: mitochondrial protein processing. Gene Ontology annotation, cellular component: membrane; m-AAA complex. The record is from RefSeq and is a predicted model, not a curated record. NCBI's taxonomy places the organism in Eukaryota, Metazoa, Mollusca, Gastropoda, Physidae.
AGCAUGGCCGCCAUUGCCCAUUGCAAAAGUCUUAUCUGGGAUCAUUCCACAUUUGAGUGAUUUUUCUUGGAAAAUUGAUCUGAUAUGCGACAGAUUGCUUUAUGUUUUCGUAAACCUACAUUACCCAAGAACAAAUUGAAAUGGAUAUGAAAGCCAAAUUAUCUCAAAUACGUUAAAACAUAUAUAAAUAAAGUUGAAUACCCACCUUAUUAAACUUAAUCGCAAUGAAUAAAUGUAAUACAUAACGCCUUCCGUGAUUGGUAGAAACGCUUAAAGAAUGCAGCUUCCUUUUAAUAUGUAACAACGAAUGUGGUUGGUUUCAAAAGAUAAAAGGUGAACUACUCUUAAGCAUAGGCCUAUGAAAUGGACAAAAUCCUAUAUAAGACUUUGCAGCAUAACUUCAAGUAUUUGUUAAAGAAUCCUUCUGCUUGUGUUAAGCACUUUUCGUAUCAUCAACAUACUAUAUCUAAAAAAUGUGAUAAAAGUGUUUUAUCUUCUUUUACAUCCAUUCACCCAGAAUAUGGUAUCACACAAAGAUGCAUAAAAGCAAAGUUCACCAAAAAAUUGAAGCAGCAGAUUACUGCAAUAACUGCUGUGCUGAUGAGAUCACAGUUUGUACCAACAUGGACAGUGAAAUCUUUAUCUCAUACAGAUUUUUUUUCUGAUCAACCCUCAAAUUCAGACGCAAAGAAUAGAGAAAAGGACACAAAAAAUGAUGGCCAUGAAUCAAAAAAACCUGAAAAUGAGGAUGAAGAUGAAGAAAGGAAAAAAAUGGAAUUUAGGCGAUCCUUGUAUACAUUCAUUUCUGUUUUGUUUUUCGCUUGGCUGCUGACACCAAAUUCUAGAGAGGAAGCAUCUUCUAUUAAAUAUAUUUCAUGGAGUGAAUUUUAUCAUAAUAUUUUACUCAAAGGCGAGGUGAAGAGUAUCUAUUUAUACUUUUCAUCAGAACAAGGUGGUGAAGAUGUUGCCAUAAUAGAAGUUCAUGAAGGAGCUGUUAUCAAAGGCCAGGCAACACGAGGUAAAUUUGUGAUAAAAAUCCCAAAAGGUUUUAAUUUUGAAGAAAGAAUUAGACAGGUUGAAGAUGAACUCAACAUCCCUUUAAAAGACAGAAUACCAAUAAAGUAUGGUUAUCCCAACUCAUGGGUUAUGCUAGCAAUGCAGUUGGCAGUGGGAGUUGUUCUAUUUUUCUUCGUCCGUCAAAUUUUCAAUUCUUUUAUGAAAGGGAAAGAUGGCAAUAUGAUGGAUAUGAUGGACAUUUUUUCAGGAGGAAUACGUCAAGCUAAAUUUACACGUGUGGAUAUUGCAUCAAAGGGUUCAAAAGCAGUUACUUUUAAAGAUGUGGCAGGUUUAAAAGAAGCAAAAAUAGAAGUGAUGGAGUUUGUUGAGUAUUUAACAGAUCCACUGAGAUUUAAGAAUUUAGGAGCUAAAACCCCAAGAGGGGCACUUUUGCUAGGCCCACCAGGGUGUGGUAAAACACUGCUAGCAAGAGCUUUAGCAAGUGAAGCGAAAGUUCCUUUCCUAGCUAUGGCAGGAUCUGAAUUUGUAGAAAUGAUAGGAGGAGUAGGAGCAGCAAGGGUAAGGAAUCUGUUCAAAGAAGCCAGAAAUAAAGCACCAUGUAUUAUCUACAUAGAUGAAGUGGAUGCUAUAGGUCGUAGCAGAGGAGGUUCAGCGAGUGUAGGUGGUGAAGAUGAACACACGCUUAAUCAGCUCUUAGUGGAGAUGGAUGGCAUAGAAACACAAGAGGGUGUUAUUGUGUUAGCUGCUACUAACAGAGCUGAUAUAUUAGAUAAGGCUUUGUUGCGGCCUGGUCGAUUUGAUCGCCAUAUUAUGAUAGAUCUGCCAACAUUGAUUGAGAGAGAGGAGAUUUUUGAAGUCUAUUUAAAUAAAUUAAAAAUUGAAAAUGAUGCUAUCUCAUAUGCCAAACCUCUUUCAAAACUUACACCAGGAAUGAGUGGUGCCGAUAUCAAUAAUAUUUGUAACGAAGCAGCCAUACAUGCAGCAAGGGAAAAAAGAAAAUUUGUAGACAAAAAAGAUUUUGAGUAUGCUGUGGAAAGGGUUUUAGCAGGAGUGGAAAAGAAAACCCGCUUGUUGUCACCAACAGAGAAGAAAGUGGUUGCUUACCAUGAGUCUGGUCAUGCCCUUGUAGGAUGGAUGCUCAAAUACACUGAUGCUUUACUCAGAGUUUCCAUUGUACCAAGAACCAAUAGUGCCUUAGGAUUUGCCCAGUACUUGCCAUCAGACCAGAAACUCUACUCACAAGAGGAGCUGUUUGAAAGAAUGUGUAUGGCUUUAGGUGGAAGAGCAGCAGAAAGUCUGAUAUUCAAUCAUGUAUCAACAGGUGCUCAUGAUGAUCUUCAGAGAGUUACAAAGAUGGCUUAUGAUCAGAUCAGGUCUUUUGGCAUGAACUCAGUGAUUGGUCAUUUAUCAUUUCCAUCUGAUCAGGAAAAUUCAGGACAGAAGCCUUACAGCCAAAAACUAGCCCAUACAAUUGAUGAGGAAGCAAGACUGUUAAUAGCUAGAGCAUUUCUUAAGACUCAAGCAGUACUAAAGGAAAACAAGGAGAAACUUCAUCUACUUGCAACAGCUCUUAUAGAAAAAGAAGUUCUUAACUAUGAAGACAUAGAAAAACUAAUUGGCCCACCUUACUUUGGAAAAAAAAACUUAAUAGAGCCUCAAAAGUGGGAUGGUAUUAUGCCUGAGAACAACAAUGCAGUGAAAAGUAAAUUAAACAAUAGCUGAACCUGUGAUCCUUGUUUUAAACUUGAAUGACUUCUUUUCAACAAAAUGUUUCAAAUUGCUUGCAUUUUUAAAAGGAGCUAUAUUUAGUUAAUGUAAAAACUAAACGAACCUGUUUGUAAAGAAAAUAAUUGUGUGAAGAACUUUUACUUCUAGACAUGUUUACAUUUGCCAGCAAUGUUGAGACCCACACAUUUCAAUUACCAUUUCAUGUCUAGCUAUGUAAAUGUAAUUAUGAAAGACUUUUGUGUUUAAGCUGGACAUUGUACUUGUGUAUUAGGUGUGUAAAAAUGACAGGUUUCUGCUAUUGUGGUUACUAUUAGUUUACUUGUGAUACAAAUAAAACAUUUUUAUGUAUAAAAAAACUAACAUUUAAUUUGCUUGUAUUGAAAUCUUUUUAUUCAUAAAUUAAAUGACAGUUGUAAUAAAAAUAGGCAAUUACAACUUGUUAAUAAAAUGCAAUACGAUUCUUUUUUAAUAAUGCAAACGUCAAAGUCAUGUUUUACAACAAGAACCUUGAAUAAAAAUAACAUUUUACUCUCUUCAAGUCAUGGUUUAUAAGCAGUACAAAGUAUUUCUCGUAACUUUUGUUGGGGCCUACACUAUGUUAGCUAGAACUCCAUUCUUUGAUGCCAAAAUAAAUUCUUAGUCGUAAGAACAGACUUAAAAGUUUGGAACUA